AUGAGGUGGAUACUGUUCUUUGGGGCCCUUAUUGGGACCAGCAUCUGUGGCCGACAAAAAUUUUGGGGGGACCAAGUUUUUCGGAUUAACGUCAGAAAUGGAGAUGAGAUCAGCAAACUGAGUCAGCUUGUGCAUUCAGACAACUUAAAGCUCAAUGUCUGGAAAUCUCCCUCUACCUUCAGUCGGCCUGUGGAUAUCCUGGUCCCAUCUAUCAGUCUACAGCCAGUCAGAGCCUUCCUGAUGUCCCAGGGCCUGGAGUACUCAGUGACAAUUGAAGACCUGCAGGGCCUUUUAGAUAAUGAAGAUGAAGAAAUGCGACACAAUGAAGGGCAAGAAAGAAGUGAUAAUAACUUCAACUAUGGGGCUUACCAUUCUCUGGAAGCUAUUUACCACGAGAUGGACAGCAUUGCCACGGAUUUUCCUGACCUGGCAAGCAGAGUGAAGAUUGGACAUUCAUUUGAAAACCGGCCAAUAUAUGUACUGAAGUUCAGCACUGGGGAAGGCAAGAGGCCAGCCAUCUGGCUGAACGCGGGCAUUCAUUCCCGAGAGUGGAUCUCCCAGGCCACGGCACUCUGGACGGCGAGGAAGAUUGUAUCUGAUUACCAGAAGGAUCCAGCUAUCACCUCCAUCUUGGAGAAAAUGGAUAUUUUCUUGUUGCCUGUGGCCAAUCCUGAUGGAUAUGUGUACACUCAAACUCACAAUCGAUUAUGGAGGAAGACACGGUCCCUAAAUCCUGGAAGCCCCUGCAUUGGCACAGACCCAAAUAGAAAUUGGAAUGCUAGUUUUGCAGGAAAGGGAGCCAGUGACAACCCUUGCUCUGAAGUAUACCACGGACCCUACCCCAAUUCAGAAGUGGAGGUGAAAUCGGUGGUAGAUUUCAUCCAAAAACAUGGGAAUUUCAAAUGCUUCAUCGACCUGCACAGCUACUCACAGCUGCUGAUGUACCCAUAUGGGUACACGGUCAAGCAGGCCCCAGACGCCGAGGAGCUAGACACAGUGGCCAGGCAUGCGGCCAAGGCUCUGGCUUCUCUGUCGGGCACUGAGUACCAAGUGGGUCCCACCUGCACCACUGUCUAUCCAGCCAGUGGGAGUAGCAUUGACUGGGCUUAUGACAGUGGCAUCAAGUACGCAUUCACGUUUGAGCUGAGAGAUACGGGGCACUAUGGCUUCCUCCUGCCAGCCAACCAGAUCAUCCCCACUGCGGAGGAGACCUGGCUGGGGCUGAGGACCAUCAUGGAGCACGUGCGGGACCACCCCUACUAGGCGAGGACCCCACUCUAUCCACCUUUGUUUGUACCAUAUGUGUGUGCAUACCGGGGCCACAAAGGGGUGCAUUCCUUCCCCAGUGAGUCAGAACCCUCUGGGUUUGCAG
Messenger RNA from Nycticebus coucang (slow loris), 1372 nucleotides. It is a transcript of the gene CPA4, whose product is annotated as carboxypeptidase A4. The transcript is spliced from 11 exons. Gene Ontology annotation, molecular function: zinc ion binding; metallocarboxypeptidase activity. Gene Ontology annotation, biological process: proteolysis. The record is from RefSeq and is a predicted model, not a curated record. The coding region runs from base 1 to 1263 and encodes 420 amino acids. Lineage: Eukaryota; Metazoa; Chordata; Mammalia; Primates; Lorisidae.